UUUUUUCUCAUUCUGGUUAAACAACGAAGUUUGACAACUUCCGCGUUGCAUCCUUGUUUACGAACGCGUCAUGACAGGAUUUGAUUUACGCCGCAAAAGAUGGCUUUUCAUCAACAUAAUUUGACGAUUGAUUUAGUGUUUUUUUCCUUAAUUUAGUUAGUUUCGAGUUUGUGUAUAAAGUUUGAUCAAGACUCGGAAUGGCCACAGCCGCAGUUGCAGAGGAGCCGCAGGGGCUUCAGAGCCACCCUGGCAAUUCUACUGAGGCCGGGAAAGAGAUUCCAGGAAUUAGCCCUGCCCCAGUUGUCAAGAAAACCAUUGGCCACCGAGGAGUGGAUCAAACUGGGAAAACGGUGUACAAAAAGACUCCCUCAUGGGCUCUACAAGGCGCUAUCCAGUUGGGAAUCACACACACUGUGUGCAGCUUGGCUCACAAGUCCGAGCGAGACGUACUGCUGCAGGACUUCGAAGAGGUGGAGAGCAUCUACUUCCCCGGUGAGGGCAGCAGUCACACGCCAGCGCACCACUAUGGGGACUUCAGGUUCAAGACGUACGCUCCCAUCGCAUUUCGCUACUUCAGGGAGAUGUUUUGCAUUCAGCCAGAUGACUACAUGUGUUCCCUGUGCAGCGAGGACCUGAUCGAGCUGUCCAACUCGGGAGCCAGCGGGUCGCUCUUCUACCUCUCCCACGAUGACCAGUUCAUCAUGAAGACAGUGCAGCGCAAGGAGGCUGAGUUUCUGCAGAAGCUCCUUCCCGGUUACUUCAUGAACCUGAACCAGAACAAGCGGACCCUGCUACCGAAGUUCUACGGUCUCUACUGCAUCCAGACAAACGGCACCAACAUCCGUAUCGUGGUUAUGAACAACCUGCUGCCUUCCUCGGUCCAGCUGCACCUCAAAUUUGACCUGAAGGGCUCCACGUAUAACCGCCGGGCCUCCUCCAAAGAACGGGCCAAGGCUUUACCCACCUUUAAGGACCUGGACUUCCUGCAGGACAUGCCUGAUGGGAUGCUGCUGGAUCCCGACAUGUACAACGCUUUCUGCAAGACGGUUCAGCGGGACUGCCUGGUGCUGCAGAGUUUCAAGAUCAUGGACUACAGCCUCCUGCUCGGGAUUAACGUGGUGGAUCAUGCCGGAGGAGAAACGAUGCAGACAGAGCCGGCAGCAGAGAGGAGGAAGCCGCAGAACCAGAAGUUCCUGUACAGCACGCCCAUGGAGGCCAUCCAGGCGGAAGCCAGGGACGCCGGCUCGCCGGGAAGCCACGACCCCACGGGAGGGAUUCCAGCACGAAACUCCAAAGGUCAAAGACUCCUGAUCUACAUCGGCAUCAUUGACAUUCUACAGUCAUACAGAUUCGUCAAGAUGCUGGAGCACACGUGGAAAGCUCUGGUUCAAGACGCGGACUCGGUUUCGGUGCACAGACCGGAUUUCUACGCCGACCGAUUCCAGAAGUUCAUGUGCAACACGGUCUUCAAGAAAAUCCAAUUGAAGACAUCACCAUCCAAGAGGCGCCAUAGCACUCUAAGGAAAACCGACAGUGGCACAGCUCAGCAGGCAGAACAGAGCAGCAGCCAGAACCAGAAUAAGCAGCUCAUUGUAAAGGACGAGAGUCAGCAGCCCGUAAUAAAGGAUGAGAAAAACUCGGCGGACAAAGAGGACGGGUCCCAGGAAAAUGGUGUAGAGGAAACACCUAAAUCCAGUGAGGCGAAUGGAAAGACCUGAUGAUGACUACCAUUGAAGUAGUGCCAAAAAUAAGGAAAUUUUUUUUGUACCUUUUUCAACUGCACUUUGAUUCCGCUUGGACUCCAACGUUUUAUUGUUACUCAUCUCAGUGGAAUGACUCUUUGAUGGUUCUUGCCUUCAGUUCAGUAUUUUCAAGUGUAACUUAAGGAUUUACCUGAAUGGCUUUGGGACAAGAAAUGCCGUCCUGGUUGGUGGAUGGACCAAACCAUGAGAAUUCGACAUGAAAAAUGAUCAAGACACAAUCAGAGCCAUCAAAAAAAAAAAAAAAAUCUGUACAUUCAGAAUAAUUUCUGCUUAUGCUUAAUUUCUAUUUUUUUAUAACUUUCAUUCCAGUGUGUGUUUACAAUUUUAAUUCUCUGGUGAUACGGUUACACAGUAUGAUGUAAAUGAGGUCGAGUUAUUUUUAUCUGUUUUACAAUGCAAAUGUUUUGUAUGCUCAUUACAUUCACAGGCUUUGGAAAUGGUGCAAUAAUUCAGUCAAUUGAAGAAUCGGUAUUAUCAUGAGUAAAAUUUUGGGUGGAUUGCUAUUUUAUGCAAAUGUGCCUUAUGGACCAAAAUCCUAACGUGUAUUUAUUACAGUUACUUUUACUGUAUGGCAUUUUUCACUAUCCAUAGCAUUUUAAUCAAUACUGUGUAAAUAAAAGUGCCUUUGAUAAAA
This is a messenger RNA of Syngnathus acus (greater pipefish), 2397 nucleotides long. RefSeq names its product phosphatidylinositol 4-phosphate 5-kinase type-1 alpha-like. The coding region runs from base 198 to 1718 and encodes 506 amino acids. Gene Ontology annotation, molecular function: phosphatidylinositol kinase activity. The transcript has 13 exons. The record is from RefSeq and is a predicted model, not a curated record. Gene Ontology annotation, biological process: phosphatidylinositol metabolic process. NCBI's taxonomy places the organism in Eukaryota, Metazoa, Chordata, Actinopteri, Syngnathiformes, Syngnathidae.